AUGUGGCUCAUCAAAAAUGAUCGGACACGUUUUUCAACUGCAUACCUUUCUCGUCGUUCGAUUCUGACCAGCCUCUGCACAUGUACAGUGAUUUGGUUUAUCAUCUCUCAAUCGAAAUCAUGGCCGAAGUCUCCAACAAAACUAGAUCAAUUCCUGACUUCAAGUCUAUGUGGCCGUCUUAUUCGUUAUCCGAAUACAGUUCUAAAUCCAGGCGAAUUAGAGCAACUAGAAAAUGAAGCGUUGAAGUAUUUAUCAUAUCCAAAGGAUUGCCGUUUCUUUAAACGUGGAUCGACGCCUUCGAUGGAAGAAUUAACCUAUCCGUUAGCGUUUACCAUCAUGAUCUAUUCGAAUCUCGAUCAGUUCGAGUUUCUAUUACAAACAAUCUAUCGAAAAUCGAACUACUAUUGUAUACAUGUGGAUUUGAAAGCACCUAUUGCACUCUAUCAAACCAUUCAGGAACGUGUGGCAUGCGUUACCAAUAUUUUCUUGCCGAAGCAACGUGUUAAUGUAACAUGGGGUCAAUUUUCAGUGUUAGAAGCGGAACAUUUGUGUCAAAAAGAGCUACUUCAACAAGGAAAGUCAUGGAAAUAUUAUUUUAAUUUAGCUAAUUCCGACAUUCCUCUAAAAACGAAUACCGAGCUAAUUCAAAUCUUGAAAUUAUACAACAAUCAAAAUGAUGUUACUUCGUUACCUUAUCGCUCUCAGCUUCGCCAAAAAAGUUCACUUGGUUUGUCCAAUCGAACGCUACCACCAUCGAUUAAACUCCCAUUCUACAAAGGUGAAUUUCAUGUUCUACUAACACGUGAAGCUAUAGACUUUAUUCACAUGAAUGAACGUGCGAAGGACUUGUACAAUUUUCUUAAUGGAACGAUCGUACCUGAUGAACAUUAUUAUUCAAUGAUUAAUCGUUGGAAAGAAACGCCAAGUUAUUUCUCCCAAGAUCAUGACCUUAGUCAAAUAUCAUUCAUGACGAGGUAUAAAAUAUGGGCGGAUCGACCAGAACGAGCGCUUUGUCGAGGUGGUUUUACUCGUACAAUAUGUGUUUUUAAUCACGAAGAUCUUUGGCAUUUAGCUACCAGUCCUCAUCUAUUUGCCAAUAAAAUCUUUUUUCAACGGGAUCGAUCAGUUGCGUAUUGUAUGGGGCAAUAUUUAGAUGUACGCGAUAGAAUGAGAUCUGAAGAAAAGUUUUCGAUGAUCAAUGAAGAUUUUUAUCGACGACUGAAUAAUGUUGCGUUCGGAAAAAGACGUUGA
Messenger RNA from Adineta ricciae, 1251 nucleotides. The record is from the annotation of a GenBank genome assembly. Lineage: Eukaryota; Metazoa; Rotifera; Eurotatoria; Adinetida; Adinetidae.